UACAAUGAUCAUAAAUCUGGCCCAUAAUCGUUUCCAAUGUCCAAAUCUAUGGAGUAUAUAAAAUGAGGGAUCUUGUUCCCAUCCCUUUUGUUCGCCGAUUAGGGUUUCUUCGGAGAAGUUGUGAGGACAAGAAUCCACCAUGGUGAACGUUCCCAAGACAAAGAAGACUUACUGCAAGAGCAAGGAAUGUAGAAAGCAUACCUUGCACAAGGUUACCCAAUACAAAAAGGGUAAGGACAGCCUUGCUGCUCAAGGAAAGCGUCGUUAUGAUCGUAAACAAUCAGGAUAUGGUGGACAAACCAAGCCUGUCUUUCACAAGAAGGCUAAAACUACAAAGAAGAUUGUGCUAAGGUUGCAAUGCCAGGGUUGCAAGCAUGUCUCACAGCAUCCCAUUAAGAGAUGCAAGCAUUUUGAGAUUGGUGGAGACAAGAAGGGAAAGGGAACUUCUCUUUUUUAGAUGCAUUAACAUUGUCAUUCACUAUAUAUUGCUGUUUAGGGAGUCAGAAUUGUGGGCUUGUUUCUGCCCUUUGCUUUUUUGUUUUGGUGUUUCUGAUAUUUGGGAACAUUUUUACUUGUUGAAUUUUGUUUAAUGUAUCAGUUUAUAAUGGAACAACUAGCUUUAUCUUCUACCCAAUGUCGUAUUAUCAGUUUGUUUGAA
This is a messenger RNA of Cucumis sativus (cucumber), 658 nucleotides long. Its product is annotated as 60S ribosomal protein L44. Bases 140 to 457 code for a protein of 105 amino acids. NCBI's taxonomy places the organism in Eukaryota, Viridiplantae, Streptophyta, Magnoliopsida, Cucurbitales, Cucurbitaceae. Gene Ontology annotation, molecular function: structural constituent of ribosome. The transcript is spliced from 4 exons. The record is from RefSeq and is a predicted model, not a curated record. Gene Ontology annotation, biological process: translation. Gene Ontology annotation, cellular component: ribosome; cytosolic large ribosomal subunit.